UCACUCGAACUAUUCACGCGUGCCCCGGUGUCGGCCUGUGUCCUCGUUACAGACUGCUGUCCUCACUGUCUGGUGCUGCGGACAGGACAUACACUGUACAUCUUAAGGUAGUCCGCCUCAAACGAGGGAAGAGACUUUUUCCCCACUGUUUCAGUGUUUGUGGAGAGUUGGCUUUAUGUGAUCAGUGCUAUGGAUUUCUCGUGGCCGUGACCUCAAGGGUCAGGUUGACAUGUAGUUUCUAUUAGUAUCGUGUGUGUGUGUGGUUUGUCUUCUAUCAUAAAAGUAUUUCCGUUCCUAAAGUAGAUCUAUAAGUAUAGUGAAUGUUUCAAAUCUUGUGGAUAAUGUUUGGGCCCGUGAAUUCAGUGAUCAAAGUGAUUAGCCCGAUUACAUUUAGUCAAGUGAGGAAAGACUUGUAUGUUCAUUCUUGAGACCUAUUGAGUGACAUUAAAAUGGAUCCGCCUAAAUCAAAAAUCAAAAGAUUCAAGUUCUCAUUCCGAAAGAGUCAGAACGAAUCGAACAUGCCUGAGAUUGAUCAGAUACUGGAUUAUAAUAGACAGCACCCGAUCCCAGGGGAGAUUAGUCCAACAGAUUCUGUCAGUACUUUAAACUCUGACCCAUACGUCCCAGACUCGGACACGCUCCAGAAAAAGCAGCGCAUGAGACAACUGCAGCGCCCAGUUUCUAUGGACGCCAGCUGUUUAGCCACCGACUCGCAGCGUCAGAAAGUGUCGUCUGUGAAGAUCAGAAACAGCAGGUCGGCUGUGGUGUCUUCCUCCCAGAUCGCGACACAUACAUCGGAGAGCAAAAAGACAAUCGUAUCAGGUCAGAUUUCUACAGUUGCUUCUGAGACAAAGACAAUAACAACGUCAGGUCGGCAAACUCCAAAGACUGAGCAGCAACAUAAUUCGGAUCCAAACACUAAAACAUCCACCACAAGUAAGUCCCAGUCCGUGUCUUUCUUUCUUUCAGAAGAGAAGGAAGAAGCAAAAUCUUCCGCAGCCAGCAAGAAAGACCUAAGCCUUCCCUCAGGCUCGUCACUAUCACACUCAUCCCUCGCUAAGGACGCCAAGCCUAAAAACGUUGUUUUAAGAUCGCUUUCGAGUCCCCCACCGAAGACUGUCGCCGCCUCUACGGGACCGAAGACUGUUGCCGCCUCUACGGCACCGAAGACUGUUGCCACCUCUACGGCACCGAAGACUGCUGCCGCCUCUACGGCACCCACCAAGGAAACACCUUUGCCCCCAGAGACGAAGCCGUUAGUUGCUGACAAAACGGAAAAGACCACCAUGGUAGUCCAACCUUGCCCCAGAUACAGUCUUGGAUUUCUCAAUCACGUCCAGAACAGACACACAUUUUCGAAGGCCGUCUCGAAACAAAACGAAGUGGCUACCACAGCCAUCCAAUCACUUGACUGCUUGAACGAUCAGAUUGUCCAGUACAUAGUCUCCGCCCAGUGCCAGGGUGCUAAAGAUGGCCGGGCAUCUGACGAGUCUGUCCAGUCUUCCAUGGUACUCAUUCGGCGACUUUUGCUCGACGCUCAGGUUCGGUUUCGUAAGAUGGUAGAGGAUAAUCGUCAGUUGGCUAAUCACAUUGAUACGUCAAUUCAGGCAGCCAAUCAGGAAGUAACUUUGCUUAAAGCAGAGCUAGCUUCAACUAAUAAAAAACUGAGUCAGUUUGGGGUUAAAGACGACAUGGGCAAAGUGGACAAAGGUAUUCAAGUGGACAGAAAUUUCGUAGAAGAACUGAGCAAGGGAGAUAAAAGUGACUCAGACAAAGAAGACAUGGAGGUAACUGUGCAGAGCCUGACCAGAGAGAAUGAGCAAUUAUUGGAAGACUACAAACAUUUAAUAGAGGAGCAUGAUGCUUUAAAGUGUACCCAGGAUGAUAUCAAACGUGAAAAUGAAAACUUGAAAGCUGAAAAUGCAAGGCUUGAGACGCAGCUCAAAAGUUUGAAGAAAGAUUUUGAUGAAGUUCGAAUGGUGAAACUAGAAGCUGUACAUUCUGAUUCUAAGCCUAGCUAUGGGGAAAUAAAGCUGGAGUUGAUCCAAGCAAAGCAAGAACUGAAUAGAGCAAAGGAAGUUCUUCAAGGUAUGAAGAGCGAUCGUAAAAGGUUGAAGGGUGAGAAGCUUGACCUACUCAGCCAGAUGAAGCAACUCUACACGACUUUGGAAGAAAAAGAGACAGAGUUACGAGACUUCAUUCACAAUUAUGAGCAGAGAGUCAAAGAAAGUGAUGACAUAAUCAAACAACUUGCAAAAGAGAAGGAAAAUGUUGAAAAUGAAAAAUGGGAGAUCAUCACAAAGGCAAAAGAUGCUGCAGAAAGAUCAAUGAUUUUAAAAACUCAGCUUGAUGCUAAAGAACAGGCUUUAAAAGAGGCUGAAGCACAACUGAAAGAGUUGCGGGACCAACUGGCAAGUCAAGAUAAUAAUGUCACCUCCACAACUGGUCACACUAGUCAAGGGGAAACAAUCAUCACUGAUAUUGAUGAUGACAGCAUUGUGGCUGCAGAAGAUAAUGGCUUUAGUACCAUGGAAGAAUCUUCAGUGUUAAACUGUACCUUCAAUACAGACCUUGAUAAUGGAGCACAAGUGAUCAGUACCAGUCCCAUCAGUAUUACAGAUUCCAAUGACAACUCCAGCCUUGUGUUCCGGUGGUUUACACAAAGUUCAGACUUUGAGCUACCAUUGGAGUCCAAGCCUAGCAAAAAAAAGAAGAAAAACUUUGGUGGAUCUCUAUCUAGAGUGUUUAGUAAGGGCAGAAUGAGACGGUCCAUUGCAGUGCCACAUGCAGAGAGUAUUAUAACAGAAGACACAUGUCCAAAGCUGUGUGUUCUUAGCCAAGACAACUAUCAGGAGAAACUCAACACUAUAGAAAAGAUGGUUGGUGUUCAUAUGAAGGAGUGGCGAGCCCAUCAGGUGUUGGCUUGGUUAGAGAUAACUCUGGCCAUGCCCAUGUAUGCCCAGAACUGUCUUCUAAAUGUUAAGAGUGGACUGAUUCUUUUAGGCCUUAGUGAUAGUGAAUUGAGUGCAGCCUUAGGUGUCACAAACCCAAUGCAUAGAAGAAAAUUGCGUAUUGCCAUUGAACAACAUAGAAAUCCAAAUGAAAUAAAAUAUAUCAAGGGAAGUGAGAUGGACCCAACCUGGAUAGCUCAUCGCUUUCUUCCAGAUCUUGGCCUGCCACAGUACACUGAUGUCUUUGAGGAACAACUUUGUGAUGGGCAUGUCCUGAACACUUUGACCAGAAGAGACCUUGAGAAAUAUUUUUCAGUUCACAGAAAGUUUCAUCAGUCUUCCAUAUUGCAUGCUAUUGAACUUCUCAGACGUAUUGAUUUCAACAAAGAGAAAUUAUAUCAUCGAAGAAAUCUCUGUGAAGAUAAAGAUUUCGACUUGAUUGUGUGGACUAAUGAAAGACUUAUGAAAUGGACCAGAAAAAUUGACCUUGGAGAGUACAGUGAGGCUUUGAUUGAGAGUGGUGUCCAUGGGGCUAUGAUGGUGUUAGAACCCUCUUUUAAUUCAGACACUUUGGCAUCUAUUCUGGGUAUUCCACCAUCAAAGUCCUACAUCAGACGUCAUUUGGCCACAGAGCUGGAAAUAAUAUUAAAACCUGCCAGGUCUUACCAAAAAGGAAUAAAAAUUCUAAGGGCAGCUUUAGACAAUGUUGAGGCUAAGAGCAUUGACAACAGUAAGAACAACUCAAACAGAAGCCGGAAAAGUUUGCAGGAGAAAAAUCUCCAGGUGGCAGCAGACAAGGGUCGCAGAAAGUCUGCAGAAGAAGGAAGGUCGAGACUGAGUUUUAGGGGCUCUCUUGGCCGAGCUUUUGGGAAGAAAGUACGAGAUGACUUAAAAAUGAAUUUGGACACAUCUAAAAUCUCAGCUCCAAUACCGAUUCAGCAUUCUAGUCUUUCAUCAUUGGAUAAUAAUUCAGAGCUUUUAAGAAAAGGAUUCUGUGUCAAAGAUCCCCAGAAAGAUGUUUACAACAGUAAGCCCCUUAAAAAUCCUCAAAUUAAUGGGCUGGUGACACAAGAUAUGCGGAGGCUGUGUUUAACAAAGUCAGACCAGACAUUGCACAAAAGUACAGACUACAAUGGUUCUGAUGCCAAAAAUCCAAAGACUAAUUUGGAUAAAUCUUGUCAGGAUAUUCUUCUAGAAGGAGUUAAGAUUCUUCAGGAUGGAGUGGACAGCAAUGAAAUAUCCUCAAUUGGAUCGUCACAGGAAACUCUUACUGAUCAACCAUCUAAAUUGGAAAGAAACAACAAUUUGCAAAAAAAUAUGGCUGGCGUUCAAACACAGCUUCCUUAUCAAUCUUUACCAGAAAUACCCCAAAAAUCCCAGAGCAGUCCGAUUAUUUCACCACAUGUUGCCAGCUUGCUGUUGUCCACAAUACCAAACAAGUCCACAACAUCUCCAGCAUCAAAUACAAAAAGUACUAGCACUAAGCUGUUCUCAAGGCACAGCAGCUGGCUAGAGGAAGACAACUGUCCACAGAAGAAAAAAUCGCUGCUGAAGCUCUCCAGUGACAAAUCUCAGAGACACAGCAGCAGCAGUUUGGUAGAGAGCCUGUUACGGCUUGAUCACAGGUCUGAGGUUAAGAAAAGCACAACUCCUGAAACUAAAGACAGACUAAACUCAGUUGGACUAAAACAAAAUAUUCUUCCCCAAACAACUUCUGUAUAAGCCAGCAUUUCUUGUAAAGCACUUCCAUUCGUACAUAUCCCAGUGUCACAGCAGUCCAUGAUAGUUUUUUUUUUUUUUGUUUUCUCAUUGAAGUUUGAAAAUUCAUAAAUUUAGCAUCAAAAUAUUUUUAAAUAUUGCAUUUCUACUAGGCUAAGUUUCUGUUUUUUUUACUCCUCUGUUGAAAUUAAAGUAAUCCAACAUUCAAAUUACCUUAUGACAGUAAACUAAUUAUUUGCUUGUUGAUUUUUAAAAAAAAUAAAAAUCGGCAUUAAUAAAGUCAGAGCUGAAACUUGUAAAUAUUACUGUACAGAAAGAAUUAUCACCCCUACUAUUUUGUGAGAUGUUUGUUUGAAGGAUCAGCAAAAUAUUCUGUGAAUGUAAAAUCCACAUGUAAAUAUUGUACAUUUAAAUAAUGGUGCUUUUACUAAAUUUAUUUAUAAAUAUAUAUAUAUUGGUAUACACACACAUUUACAGUUGCUGUUUUUUUUUUUAAUAUCAUUUUGAAAUGUUCAGAAAUCCUGAUAUUAAUUUUUUUUUAACUUACGUCCAAUAAUUUUACAUAUUUCAUUGUAUAACAAGAAGAUUAGACUGAGACUAAAUUUUUACAUGGUGGCAUAUUCAGCAUUAUAAUUUAAUUACUAAUCUAUAAUGUUUUAAGUUAUUGUUUUAAACAAAAUUUUAAAUAAGUUUCUUUGUAAAAAAUAUUUCCCCAUGCAAUUAUAACUCAUCCCAUUUUUCUUUUAUGGAAAUAAUUGUUAUAACUUCAAUUCUGAAGAUUGAAGAAGUACUAAUGGCAAUUUCUUCAAUUCUGAGGAUAAGGAUGAGAAUGAUCUAUAGAUCACUCUGUAGUUUUUUUAUACAUAUAUUUUCUAGAAAGUUGUAGUUUUUACUUCCAAUGUUUAAUAUUUAAAAGCAAAGAAAUAAUGUUUCAGAGAAUCAGGCUUUCUGUAAUCAGCUUGUAUUUUGUAUAUAGUUUGUUACAUUCAUGUACACUCGUAUAUAUAUGUCAUUUGAAAAUGUAACACUGUAAUAUAUAGAGGUCUAUGCUUGCUAUGGAUGGUCAUAAAUUUGACAGUCUAAGAAAUGCUAAGGCUUUGAAAUAAACUAUGUUUAGUACCAGAGGACUUGUUUGUGAGUGAUGUAGUGUAGUGUUUUGAAGAAAAUUAAUAAAAGUAGCAAAUGUAGAUACCAACUUUUUAAAAGAAUUGAAAAUGUGAUACUUUUGUACAAUACUUUUUAUAUUUUUAAGUUAACUUGUACAUAAUUAUUUUCAGAAUUGUUAAAAUAAAUAUAUUUUUAGGUUGUUUUCAACAGAAAAUUUCCCUUUAUUUUAAACAGAAAGCUCCCACAACUAAGAUGAUAAAGCAAAAAAACAACAACAUUCUAUUGGCUUAUAAGGUUUUGUGUGUGUUCCCUUUUAAAUAAAGGAUAUAAUUACAAUGUAUAUGCAUCAUGUUUAAUAACACCAGUCAAUGCAUUUAAAAGUUACUGUAAUUCUUGUGUGCAUGUCCGAUAUUAAAUAUGUAUCCCAAUGCAGAA
Molecule: messenger RNA, 6212 nt
Organism: Biomphalaria glabrata
Lineage: Eukaryota; Metazoa; Mollusca; Gastropoda; Planorbidae
Product: kazrin-like
Exons: 18
Coding region: 450-4673 (1407 amino acids)
Molecular function (GO): protein binding
Source: RefSeq, a predicted model, not a curated record